AUGCCAGCCCUCUCUUCCACGCGGUGUUGCCUUCCGGCCAAGACGCUCGACCGUAUCAUUGACAACUGCGAUAUGAAAACGAAGGUCACCCUAAGACCCGUCUCGAACCAGUUCCGCGCAGUUCUCAACGGCCGAACAAAACGUCUACAGAUAUACAUUAACGACCACGUCUCUGACAGCGCCGUUUUUUGCGUCGUGUUUUUCCAUGAGCUGGACAAACGGUUCAUCGAGAGAUUUGAACAAUUCGUUCCACCUAAUAUGGACCAACUCAUGUUACCCGAAGUGAACGCAUCAGAUUUUCCGGAGCUCUUCAUAGACGACCAACCGAGUGACGAGUUCCGCGACCCAGCUCAUGAGGACGAGGAAGGCGUUCCAAUGGACGAAGACGACGAUCACGAUCCAUUUCCUCAGAAUAACGAAGACGCUUUAGUUUACGAGGCAGUUUACGAUGACGAGGAAGGCGCUACAUUCUAUCUGGACGGGGAAGACGCUCCAAUGUACAACGAGUCUCCAUUUCCCGAGGAUGACGAAGACACUUCGAUGUAUGAUGACGAGGAAGGCGAUCCAUUCUCUGGCGACGAGGAAGACGCUUCAAUAUACGACGAUGACGACAACGAUGACGACAACAACAACGACGACGACGACGACGACGAGGAAGUCGGCCCAUGGAACUUUCCUGGCCAUUGCGCUCCCCUGUCACCGAAACAAGUCAAGACUCUCCGAGGGAUGCUUCCGAUGGACGCCCUGAAGCUGGAAGCAAUCAAGGCCCGUUUGGAUAACAUUAACGAGUUCGUCGACAAGUACCUUUGGAAGUUGCGAGGCGAUAAAUUCUGGACACGCUGCCACGAGUUUUGUGGCCCUGGCGUCUAUGACGGGAUAUGCAAUUUUGCUGCAAGAUAUAUUCGGAGAUUGCUAGCCACCACUGCCGGAAAAGCAUCGUCCGCGGAGGGUUCUUUCUCUUCAUUGGAGCGCGGCUUUUUCCAGACCGACAUCUACCGGUUCUUGAUCUGCAAGUCCAGUCGUCUGGGCCACGUCAUGUUAAAACGUAACGAGAAGAAUUGCAAUGGUCCAGCCGUACUUUGCAGGCUGGAUCGUAGGGAACCAACUCCUGGACUUGUACUUCGUAGGCGGGACGAUCUCAGUGGCGCUCUGGAAUUCGAUCACGUCCUUGAGGAGUCAAAAGUGAUGAGGUAUUUUGAGUUACUGUACGCACCCUCCCAAUUGGACUUUCUUGUUCGAGGGAUGCUCUCGGAAUGUGGUACUAUCCCGCGUAAGUUGCUCCUUCCCAGGCUUUUGCACUUUAUUUGGUCCCGCUUUCACACCCGCAAGAAACUCUCAACUACCUCUACGUAG
Sordaria macrospora k-hell is the source of this 1353-nucleotide messenger RNA. RefSeq lists its product as uncharacterized. The record is from RefSeq and is a predicted model, not a curated record. NCBI's taxonomy places the organism in Eukaryota, Fungi, Ascomycota, Sordariomycetes, Sordariales, Sordariaceae.